Tinamus guttatus (white-throated tinamou) is the source of this 222-nucleotide messenger RNA. The record is from RefSeq and is a predicted model, not a curated record. NCBI's taxonomy places the organism in Eukaryota, Metazoa, Chordata, Aves, Tinamiformes, Tinamidae.
AUGAAGCAUCUGGGGGGGCAGAAGGACCCCAGGGGACCAGGGUGGGGGGACCCAAGGGGUGACAGAGGUUCCAAGGGGGACAAGAGGGGACCCAAGGGUGACAGAGGAUCCGGGAGGGACAAGAGGGGACCCCAGGGACAAUGGGGGGACACAAGAGGCAACAGAGGAUCCGGAGGGGACAAGAAGGGACCCAAGGGACGAUGGGGGGGACCCAAGGGGUGA